This is a messenger RNA of Cetraspora pellucida, 606 nucleotides long. Lineage: Eukaryota; Fungi; Glomeromycota; Glomeromycetes; Diversisporales; Gigasporaceae. The record is from the annotation of a GenBank genome assembly.
AUGAUCCUUUUCACGUCAAUUAUAGAAAUAGUUUCUGGUGUAUCUAUGCUGAUAUGGUCAUUUAAUCAUGAAACAUUUAAUGUCUUCGUACUUAAUGAAGUAAAAGUUUCAACAACGUUCUUUAAUAAAAUACUUGCUGGUUAUGUUAUUGUAAAUGGCAUAAGUACACUUACCUUAAUUUAUUCAUAUUCGAUAAAACUUUUUUCAUCAAUUGCUUCGAUACAUAGUUUCUUUGAAAUUUUUAUAUUGGCACUUUUACAUCAGGGAGGAUGCGUUACUUCAAAUCAUGCUCUUGCAUCAAGUAUCAUUUACUUGUUAAUAUCUGAAGGUGCAACUCUUUUAUUGCCUAUUCCUUAUAGUUUCACUUGGUUUAAAUUUCAAGGCCUUACUAUUGAUUUUGCAUUAUUUAUACAAUUUCUGAGAAUAUAUUUAACGACAAAGAAAAUUGCUAGAAAUGGUUAUUCUAGCUUACCCCAACAUGCCUCUGAUGAAAAUGAACCUGAAGAACACAAUCAACCAAAUCAUAAGUGUCAUUUUUAUGUGGUUUUAUUAACUUUUGACAAAGGGUGCAUAUUAAUUAUGGUAUCGAGUUUAAAAGCAAUUUAA